Molecule: messenger RNA, 1059 nt
Organism: Angiostrongylus costaricensis
Lineage: Eukaryota; Metazoa; Nematoda; Chromadorea; Rhabditida; Metastrongylidae
Source: the annotation of a GenBank genome assembly
AUGUUGAAUGUAUAUUUGAUAUUGUAUAUCAACAAUGACACCGGCACCGGGAUCGUACCAGCCCACAGAAUGGGUGCUUCUUUGCUUCUAGACAAGUCCAUCACCAAUUCACCGUCUCCGGAGCUACAACCGAAAGUGCUGCUGGUGGUGGUGAUAUUCGUAUUGUGUUUUGUCGUCGGUAUCUGCGGAAACUCGUCCAUUCUGACUCUUAUCCGAGGCGUUAUGGCCGAUAGAAGAAUUCGAACAGGACGUCAGGGUGAUAACGCAAUCCUCUACAUAGCUGCACUGUGUGUGUGUGAUUUUCUGAUGAGCCUUAGUCUACCACCAGCCAUUCUAGAUAGUGUGAUUGGUUUCUGGAUUUUUGGCACAUGGAUGUGCAAACUUCACCAUGUUUGUGGUUCUGUAGGACGAAUAGCGUCAACGUUUUUAAUCACCGCCAUGAGUUUCGAUCGAUAUGUGGCCGUUUGCCGUCCUCAUCACACUUACCUCAGAAGCCGAUCAUUUGUUCUGGGAGUGAUUAGUUGCCUUUCCGUUCUGGCAUUCUUUCUACUUUUACCAAUGCUUACCUAUGCUAAAGCUAACGAAAUGGUAUUGCAUGAGCUUAAAGCCAUGGAUAGUUACAAUAUUACUCGAGUUAGAGUAUUCAAAUGUUCAGACAUGAUGCCACCGCCUAUUUUCUACUGGUUCACAACGACAACAUUUGUUCUCGGCUACGUGGUACCGUUAAUACUAAUCGUAUUUUUUAAUAUGAGGUUAAUUCGUAAACUCUGUGUUCAUAAGAGGGUAGUUCCACAAUCUUCUAUACCACUUCGACAAAUUGUCAUGUAUACGGUGUUGAUUGCUGCCUUAUAUUUUGUUUGCUGGACACCUUAUUGGUUUUCUGUGCUUUAUGCAAUUGUUAUGUCAUUGGUCGGUUUGCCAACGACAACAAGCGAAUUGCUAUUGUUUGUGAUUUACUGCGUUCACCUAUUACCGUACUUCGGUAGCUCAUCUAAUUGGAUAUUGUAUGGGUUGCUUAACACUCAACUACAGGUAUGGGAAAAUAAUAGUAAUGACUAA